AUGGCCGCAAAGCAAAUGGAAGAGAUACAAAAGAAGUUGGCGAUGUUGAACUACCCAAGAGCCAACGCCCCCUCUCAGUCUCUCCUCUUCGCCGGCAUGGAGCGCUACGCCCUUCUCGAAUGGCUGUUCUUCCGGCUAUUGGGUGAUAAGUCUCCAUUUUCACAACAGAAUUUACAAGGGGAUGCUAAUGACCGUGAUGAAGAGACUGCGCGUAUCCAAUAUUUGGCUGAAAUUGCUAAGUUUCUCGGUAUUACAACUAUAAUAGAUACAGAAGCAAUCCAAGGCAGAGGGAGUUAUGAAGAUAGAACUGAAAUGCUUCGUCUUAUUGUAGACCUCGUGGAGGCAAGCAUCUAUGCUGAUAAUCCAGCAUGGAGUAUCGAUGAGCAGGUAGCUAAGGACAUACAGUUAAUAGAUUCUAUUGCAGAGAAACAAGCUAUAAUUUUCUUAGAGGAGUGCAAGCUCUUCCCUGCAGAUGUGCAAAUUCAAUCCAUAUAUCCAUUGCCAGGUGUUUCUGAGCUGGAGACAAAGGUUGCGGAACAGUCAAAGAUACUCUCCAGUCUUCAGCAAAAAGUUGAUGAUUUGGCAUCUAAGCAUGGUUACAAUCCAGAUGAGGAGUAUACUGAGGUGGAAUCUCAACUACGGGCUCAUUUGGAAUCUUUUCUGGAGACUGCAAGAUCAUUCAAUACAAUUUACACAAAGGAAAUUCGUCCGUGGACGCACAUGAUGGAGGUGCCGCAGCUUCAUGGAUUUGGGCCAGCUGCCAAUCGUUUGUUGGAGGCAUACAAGAUGCUUUUGAAGUUCCUUGGGAACAUGAGGAAUCUUAGAGACUCAUAUGCAGCUCUCGCUGUUGGAUCCUCUGAAACAGUAGCUGGCGAGCCUUCUUCGGUCACGAGAAUAAUUUCUGAAUGUGAGUCUGCGUUAACAUUUUUAAAUCGUGAUCUUGGCAUUCUAUCGGCUUCUAUUGCUCGUCAGCAAGGCAACGAAAUGGCAUGAUGAUACAUAUAAGAAGAAAGCGGGGAACCACCAAGGUAGCUUUUUUAAUUCUUUCUAGAGUAAUUUUGGCCAUGCUUUAACACUGGUAGUGUUUUCGUUCAUUACCCGCAUCAAUGAUUGUUUAUCUGUAUAUUUAAAGCCUGUUAGUGGUCAACUUCUCAAUUUCCCUGGUGUCUUGAUAUGAACAAAAUUGA
Messenger RNA from Tripterygium wilfordii, 1187 nucleotides. RefSeq names its product AUGMIN subunit 7-like. The record is from RefSeq and is a predicted model, not a curated record. The coding region runs from base 1 to 993 and encodes 330 amino acids. Lineage: Eukaryota; Viridiplantae; Streptophyta; Magnoliopsida; Celastrales; Celastraceae. The transcript is spliced from 9 exons. Gene Ontology annotation, cellular component: HAUS complex. Gene Ontology annotation, biological process: centrosome cycle; spindle assembly. Gene Ontology annotation, molecular function: microtubule minus-end binding.